AUGGUGGAAGGUUUGUACUUGGGUUUUGCUAUAAUUUGGUUUCAGAUCUGCGGUAAUGCAUAUUCAGCGACCUUCAAUUGUAACCAAGCAAAAGCAAAGGCAAAAUAUGAUUUUAUUGUUGUUGGUAGCGGACCUGGUGGCGGUACAGUUGCUAGUGAACUCGCUUCACGUAAUUACAAAGUACUUCUUAUUGAAGCUGGGCCAGAUUACAGUACAAACAAUGUAACGAUACCUGCAUUUGCUCUCGUAUCAGAAGUUGAUCCAAAUAUUCGAUUGGACUAUCUAGUUAAUAUAUAUAAUUCAUCAGCUAAUACAAGAAUAUUAUAUCCAAGAGCAGCUGCUUUAGGUGGUUGUUCAACGCAUAAUUUAAUGAUUUCAGUAAGAAUGAAUCCUUCUGAAUGGAAUCAUAUCGCUAAUGUUACUGGCGAUACGUCAUGGAAGAAUGCAAAUAUGCAAAAAUAUUGGAAUCAAGUUGAAAAUUGUAAAUAUUGUGCAAAGCCAAAUAAAUACAAAGGUUGGCUCAAUGUAUCAUUACCUAUGAAGAGCCAGCCUGGUUUAAAAACGAAUGAAGUAUUAAAAGCUCUGUUUGAUACAGUUAGUGCAUCAAUGCCUUUUAAUCCUAAUGUGAAUCAAAAGCCUAUGAACAGUUGGUUUUAUGUACCCACUGCCGUUAGUAAAGAAACAGGCACAAGAUCAUAUGUCUAUAUUCGUCUUAAAAAUGUUCAAGAUUCAACUGGUUCGAACCUUACGAUAAUGACAAAUACAUUAGUAACAAAAAUAAUAAUCGAGAACAAAACAGCUUGUGGUGUGCAAUAUGUUAAAGGUGCAUAUUUAUACAAAGCAACUGGUGGACAAUACAGUACACCGCAAAUAUUACAGCUUAGUGGAAUUGGUGAUAAAACGCUACUACAAUCACUUGGUAUCAAAGUAAAACAACAUUUACCAG
Didymodactylos carnosus is the source of this 946-nucleotide messenger RNA. Lineage: Eukaryota; Metazoa; Rotifera; Eurotatoria; Philodinida; Philodinidae. The record is from the annotation of a GenBank genome assembly.